UGCAACAGCAGAAUGCUUGACCGACUUGUUCUCGUUGCGGCUGUGACCGUGCUUGGAGUACUCGAGCAAGCCUAUUUCUCUCUCCAAGUGAUCUAUGCAAGACGCAAGUACUCCGUCUCGCCUCCAAACACAUCGGGUCCCCCAGAGUUCGAGAGAAUCUUUCGGGCACAAGCAAACUGUUCUGAAUAUUUCCCAAUUUUCAUAAUCACACUGUGGGUGUCUGGGCUUUUCUUCAACCAAGCUGCUGCUGCCUUCCUUGGGCUCUUUUACCUUUAUGGACGAUACAAGUACUUCCAUGGCUACGCAGAGUCUGCAAUGGGAAGACUAGAGCCCCUAUAUUUCAGUGCUAAAGUACAGUGGGCGCUGAUAGCUUUGUGUGGUCUGGGAGUGGCUUCAACCAUGUGUCAGCUCUAUGCUGGUGUAGACAUAUCCCAUCUACUCAGCGACAUUCUGGGGCUAUCUGAGGUCAAGGAAGCCUGAUGAACCCAAGGAAGAGCAAGGAGAUAAGCAAAGGAAACCGGAGUUAUAGGAACAGUUUAAGGGUCAUGGCAGUUCAAGGGUUAUGGCUGCCAUUUUUGGGAUUUUUACACAAAAUGAGGGAAGUAUGAUCUCCUAUUCAGAGAUUUUUUUAAAAUUGUUUUUUUACAUGGAGUUAGUAGAUAGACAUCAAUAUGUACCUGUCAUUUCAGCGUAGUUGGAGUAUAUGCUGUGGUGAGUGUGAUGAUUAUGAAACAACCACACUGAUCUUGCAAAAAACAAAAAUGAGAUAAGCAUCAGCAUGUCCUAUUUAUAAUGAUCUGAUAUUACUUCUGUAACGGUUACUGGUGCUUCUGUAACAGUGGCAUGAAACUAGGC
Molecule: messenger RNA, 855 nt
Organism: Chanos chanos (milkfish)
Lineage: Eukaryota; Metazoa; Chordata; Actinopteri; Gonorynchiformes; Chanidae
Gene: ltc4s
Product: leukotriene C4 synthase
Exons: 5
Coding region: 13-480 (155 amino acids)
Biological process (GO): leukotriene biosynthetic process
Cellular component (GO): membrane; nuclear envelope; endoplasmic reticulum
Molecular function (GO): leukotriene-C4 synthase activity; glutathione transferase activity; glutathione peroxidase activity
Source: RefSeq, a predicted model, not a curated record